CGUGCCCUUGCACAGCCCGGCCUUGUGCACGAUGUGAUGCGCACAGCCUGAUUUCUCAAAAAGGGGAGGAGGAGUCAGAGCGUUUCUUUUAAAUAUUGGCUUGUUGGCCGUCUAUGUCUUUGUGUUUCGAAACUACCAUCCUCGACUCUUCAUUCUUGACCCCUCACAAAAUAUGGCUUCCACUUCUCCCCAACGUACCGCGUAUAAGCCCUACGCUGCGCCUGAGCACGAGGAAGCUCCCGCCUACCAGCCCUCUACCAAUGCCUAUGCCCAGCCUGAAGCUGCUGAAAAGGCAGGCCACUCGGAGCCUCCGAUUGCCCCUACCGACUACGAGAGCUUCAAGGAUGCCUCGGCCGCCGAGGCUGGCGUGCCCGCGCCGGUGCCGCAGAACCGCUACGGAGCGCCUGCUCCUGUGCCUGGUGCGCGCUCGUCGCGAUUCACCAAGACGGCGCUGAUUCUUCACUGCGUUUUCCUUGUCUUCGGAACCGCCCAGCUCGGCGUCACGGCGUACAUGCUUGCUCGGGGCCAGGCCAUCAUCCACACGGUCGACAUUGCGUCGCUGGUGUUCCUGCUCAUGGCGAUUGUGUCGAUGUUGACGGAUGCCUCCAAGAUCUUCUGGAUUGCGAAGCGCAACAUGCUGCCCCCGCGAACAAUGGUGCUUGAUAUCCUUGUCAUUAUCACAGGUCUCUUUCGUUUCAUCCGCGUCUUUUAUUACAAUAUGGACGGACUGUACGGCGACACGGAGGCAAGCUACCGCUUCCGUGAUGAGCUGUGGGUCGAGCUGCUUGUUGCGCUGGGCUUCUUUGUCCUUCUCUCAUUUGCCCGAGUGGUUUCCAUCGUUCUCGUUGUCCUGUGGAACCGUCGCGAGAAGCGAGCCGCUGCAGCGCUCCAUGCUCGUCUGCCUCCUCAGCAGUAUAUGCCCUACGGCGGUGCCAAUGCUGCUGACGCGCCUAGAUACUCGUAGAGAGUGGGCGUUGGGUGGAAGAGGUUUUGUGUAUGUGAUUCUCUGUAGGAACUAGCAAGCGAUGUUUAUAGACUUUCUGCACAUAAUGUGACGAUAUUUUGUAUUGUCCCUU
Messenger RNA from [Torrubiella] hemipterigena, 1076 nucleotides. The record is from the annotation of a GenBank genome assembly. NCBI's taxonomy places the organism in Eukaryota, Fungi, Ascomycota, Sordariomycetes, Hypocreales, Clavicipitaceae.